AUGGCGCAUCUGUUUCGAGGCAAGCAGGCCGGCAUCCCCAAUGACCUCUCUACCGGAAUCUCCCCAGAAAUCUUCAUGCUUGACGAUUUCGCCCGCUAUGGCAUCAAUUCUCAGAUAUCCGUCAUGGCAUACGACCCCGUUCAAUCCCUCCUCGCUGUUGGUACCAACGAAUCCCGCUUUGGUCCUGGCAAAGUCUAUGUCUUUGGUCAGAAGCGAGUCUCCGUCGUCUUCACUCCUCCACGCCCCUCCUCCGUCCGAGAGCUCCAGUUCUGUGCAGACAAGUUGGUCAUGCUCGACUCCAAGAACGAUGUCAGCAUCUUCAGUCUCGAAACAAAACACAUGGUUGCCAAUUAUGCCCCACCGGGUCAUGUCACCGCAAUGCUCACAGACCCCAGCCUAGACUGGUGUCUGUCAGGCCUUCAGAACGGAGAUAUUGUCGCAUAUGAUCUCGACCGACAGUCCAUGGCUCCAUUCAAAAUCCCCAACCUGUGGAGAGAACGAAACCCGAGAGCUAGGAUCCUCCCAGUCGUCUCUUUGCAGCUUCAUCCCAAGGAUGUGGGCUCCCUCCUCAUCGGCUACUCCGAAGGCGCCGUUCUCUAUUCCUUCAAACAAAACAAACCCCUCAAGUUCUUCCAAUAUGACCUUCCUGCUGGUGCUCCUGGCGGAAACUCGGAUCCUGCCCUGGUCAACUCCAACAGAUCUCCCCGCCUGACACACGCCAUCUGGCAUCCAACGGGCACCUUUAUCCUCACCGCCCACGAUGAUUCAAGUCUCGUCUUCUGGGACCCUCGAGAUGGACGUGUGAUCCACGCCCGAACAAUUCAGGACUCCGAUAUCAAUAUGCCUCGCAGCUCCUCCAGAUCACACCCUGCCAAUCUUGCUGUCAAGGAACCCUUUGUGAAACUCGCCUGGUGCUCCAAGGAGAAUCCUGAUGACACAGGUCUACUGUUCGCCGGUGGCAUCCCCACCACCGCCCCGAACAAGGGCCUCACCUUUAUCGACCUUGGUGUCACCCCCAAUUACCAGACCUCGACAUGGGACUUUCUCGCCAAUCACUUUAGAAAUCCCAAGAGAAUUCACAUGCUACCAACUCCUCCCAAUACCACCGUCAACACUUUUCUGACCGUUCCUCGUACUUCUCCUCAUUUCGCUGGCGCUCAUGACCCCAUAGCCGUCCUGACCUCACUAUCCUCGGGAGAACUCCUAACAUUGAGCUUCCCUUCUGGCCACCCCAUCACCCCAAGCAAUCAACUACAUGUCUCCUUGACAUUCGUCCACCCUUUCGUCACCAAAAUUGCCCUCGCAUAUGUCGAUCGAACGAGGUGGCUGGGCAUGAGAGAGGUUCGACAACAUGGCCCCAAUUUUGUGACUGGUGGGGCUGAAGCGACACACUCACUCAAGCGACACGAGAACAGAAACGUCGUCCAAUUGGCUCAUGCCGAUGGUGUGAUCCGCGUCUGGGACGCUGGUCAUGGUGACGCCAUUGAGAACAGCGGCGUCAUUCAAGUUGAUCUUGGUCGGGCCGUUGGACGUUGGGACCAACUUGAUGUCGCUCAAAUGAGCAUGUCUGGUGCCACCGGUGAACUCUCCGUGGGCCUGAGAACUGGUGAAUUGGUCGUCUUUCGUCUGAAUCGUAAUCAGUCUGCAGGCCAGCCGCCUGCAGAGCCUGGUCAGAAUGAGGGCCCCGGACGAAUGACCGACAUAUCCAAACGUGCAGACCCCGGCUUGAAAGAAGGUCUCUUGCCCCUGACAUUGACCAAUGACCAGCAAGGCCCCGUCACAGCCUUGCGUCAUUCAGAUGUGGGAUUUGUCGCAGCUGGCUAUGCCGGUGGCGGCGUCACUCUAGUCGAUUUGCGUGGUCCGGCCAUAAUACAUACUGCCCUUCUCCAAGAUGUGGCAGGGGGCGGAAAGCAUAAGAGGGUUAGUAUCCACCAUCGAGGCAGUUCACAACCUCCCGCAUCGGAAUUUGCUACGUCAUUAGAAUUUGGCAUCAUGACCCUCGAAGGCGACGAUUACUCCUCAAUCGCCUUAUUCGUUGGAACAUCACGUGGACGUGUCGUCACAUUCAAGAUUUUGCCUUCGCAGACUGGCCGCUAUUCCGCACAAUUGGCUGGAGUUACUCAGAUCUCAGAAGAUAGAGUAAUCUCGCUGUGUCCGAUCGAUGCCAUCGCUGGAAGCUCAGUCACGGCCACCGGCCAAGCGAUGGGAGGGUUGCAGUCUGGUCGCAAGGUCGACGGUGUUUUGGUAGCCACAACCGCAUCGUCGGCUCACAUAUUCCGCCCUGCCAGCUCCAAAGGAGCCUCCAAAACCUUUGACAAUUAUUUUUGUGAUUCAGCCACUGUGGCACGAUAUGAAGAUCGUGGCUAUGCACUUGUUGGCCUCUUCGGUGAUGGAACAGCACGCGCAUUUUCUCUCCCAGCACUGAAGGAAAUCGGAAGCACCCGAGUCAAUCAUGUUCUCGAAGCAAACAGAUUUUCUGAAGCUAUUGUCACUCCGACUGGCGACAUUCUCGGCUGGGCCGGCCCGAGCGAAAUCGCCAUUAUUAACUGUUUUGGCGCUGGUUUGGCUCUUCCUCCGAGUCUCGAUCGACUUUAUGACCCUGCCAAAAUUGUCCCUCCGCGACCGACAAUCAGCAAUCUACAAUGGAUUGCAGGAACCCAAUACAUUACUCCGUCCGACAUGGAUCUACUAAUUGGCGGCCCCGACCGACCAAUGUCCAAGAGAAUGGUGGCUGAGAUGCGUGCCGCUCAAGAGGCCGAGUUUCAGCGACAGCGAGAAUCUGCACGUACAGGAAAAGCGCCGGCCCCUGAUCCUAACCAAGAGGGCUAUUGGGCUUACAUGCAACGGCAGAUCCAAGAGAGAACUGAGAAUCUCGGGCUGGCAGGUGACAGCAUGGAUCGCACAGCCGAAGCCAGUCAAUCUUGGAGCGAUGGCGUGAACAGUUAUAUCAAAAAACAGAAAAGACAGGCAGCUAUUGGCUUCAUUGGUUCGAAGUUUGGACUUUGA
Messenger RNA from Exophiala mesophila, 3006 nucleotides. RefSeq lists its product as uncharacterized. The transcript is spliced from 4 exons. The record is from RefSeq and is a predicted model, not a curated record. Gene Ontology annotation, molecular function: GTPase activator activity; syntaxin binding; myosin II binding. Lineage: Eukaryota; Fungi; Ascomycota; Eurotiomycetes; Chaetothyriales; Herpotrichiellaceae. Gene Ontology annotation, cellular component: plasma membrane; cytoplasm. The coding region runs from base 1 to 3006 and encodes 1001 amino acids. Gene Ontology annotation, biological process: regulation of protein secretion; establishment of cell polarity; regulation of exocytosis.